This is a messenger RNA of Pundamilia nyererei, 1465 nucleotides long. It is a transcript of the gene slc39a3, whose product is annotated as solute carrier family 39 member 3. Gene Ontology annotation, cellular component: plasma membrane. The coding region runs from base 395 to 1393 and encodes 332 amino acids. Gene Ontology annotation, biological process: zinc ion transmembrane transport. The transcript is spliced from 4 exons. Lineage: Eukaryota; Metazoa; Chordata; Actinopteri; Cichliformes; Cichlidae. Gene Ontology annotation, molecular function: zinc ion transmembrane transporter activity. The record is from RefSeq and is a predicted model, not a curated record.
UCCUGUCAGCGCGCCGCUGCCUCUGUUUGCUGCUCUUAUCGAUUCCUGGGGUCACAUGACUCAUGGUGCUCUGCACAUCACAAACAUCUCUGUUUGCUGCAUGAGCUAAACAUCACACAGGAAGUUCAUCACCCCGCCUAUGCCCUAGCCCACAGGAGGGCGGCGAAACUGUGACCUCACCGAGCGACCUGCAGGCGAGGGUUAAACUUUAAGAGCACCGUCCUCAUGCUGACUGAUUGUGUGUGUGUGUCUGGCUCAGAGCAGCCUGUGAACAUCGUAUACGUCAGGUUUCAUCGUCAGCUGCUAGGAGUACGUAAUGCGUUAGUCUUUGCAGACUCACAGACUCUCGUCCUCAGAGCGAGUCCACGGUUGCGGUCCGGUCCAGAGAGCUGACAUGGCUGUCGCAGGCGGAGCAUCCUCCUCUGUCCUCGUGUCUUCAGCAAAGGAAACGGCGGCGCUGAAGGUGAACCCGGCUGACGUCCCUGCCCUGGAGAUCAAACUAGGAGCGCUGGCGGUCCUGCUGUCAGUCACGCUGCUGUUCGGAUUUGCCCCGCUCUGCAUCGUCCGAGGGGCGGGGCGCUUCAGCGUGCAGCCAGAUUUACGGCGCCUGCUGCUGAGCUUGAUCAGCUGUUUUGCUGGAGGCGUGUUCUUCGCCACCUGCCUGCUGGACCUGCUGCCCGACUACCUGCAGAGCAUCAACGAGGCCUUCAGCAGCGCCGGGAUUAAGCUGCAGUUCCCCCUGCCCGAGUUCAUCGUGGCUAUGGGCUUCUUCCUGGUCCUGGUCCUGGAGCAGAUCAUCCUGGCCUUCAAGGACCAGACGUCGCCGUCCCCGGAGGAACGGCGCUCUCUGCUGGUGGACUCCAGCAUUCAAUCCAACGAUCACCGCCGCCGGGGCUCAGCGGACUCGGACGGUCACUUCCACGUGGACUUUGGUUCUCAGUCCGCCCUGCGCGCCUUCAUCCUGGUCUUCUCGCUGUCGCUGCACUCGGUGUUCGAGGGGCUGGCGGUGGGGCUGCUGGAGGAGGGGCAGGAGGUGCUGGAGAUCUGCCUCGCCCUGAUGAUCCACAAGAGCAUCAUCUCCUUCAGCCUAACCGUGAAGCUGUGUCAGGCCCGGCUGCGUCGCUCCGUGGUGGUCGGCUGCCUGCUGCUGUUCGCCGUCAUGUCGCCGCUGGGCGUCGGCCUGGGCGUCGGCCUCACCGAGACCAAGACAUCGCCGGGGCACCAGCUGGCCCGCUGCACGCUGGAGGGGCUGGCGGCGGGAACCUUCAUCUACAUCACCUUCAUGGAGAUCCUACCGCACGAGCUCGCCGCCGGCAGGAACCGCAUCGCCAAGGUGGCCAUGCUGCUGGUGGGCUUUGCCAUGGUGACCGCCGUGCUGUUCAUCAAACUGUAGAGGCAGACGGCGAGAGGGCGAGCUCCGUGUGCGACUUCAGAGACGUCGCAUGGUUCAGAGCUUCAUUAGGAA